Molecule: messenger RNA, 1764 nt
Organism: Zygotorulaspora mrakii
Lineage: Eukaryota; Fungi; Ascomycota; Saccharomycetes; Saccharomycetales; Saccharomycetaceae
Exons: 1
Coding region: 1-1764 (587 amino acids)
Source: RefSeq, a predicted model, not a curated record
AUGACAUUUUCUCAGGCUGUGACGCCCGCUGCUGACGAGGCCAAAUUCCAAAAAUACGAACCAUUGAUCGAAAAGUACAAUCAAGAUAAAUGGGCUCAGAUUGAAAGAUUUGAUCCACAUUUCUAUAAGCUUUGCUUAUCCAAGCUACCAAAAGAAUGUGAACUAGACUCAGAACCUAUCAACGCGACACAAUUUGUAACUGAAAAGGAGUAUGGCCUUCUAUCUAAUUUAGAAUACAAGAUUGUUAACGCAUACACAAUGAGUGAGUUGCUUGCCAAACAACGGUCGGGUGAACUGAGCGCAGAAACUAUAGCGAAAUCUUACAUUAAAUCCGCUAUAAUCGCCCAGUUUACUACAAAUGCAGCCAUGCAAUUUUUGAUUCCGCAAGCGUUAGAGAAGGCCAAACGACUAGACGGUCAUCUUAAAAGAACAGGUGAAUUAAUUGGCCCCAUGCACGGCAUUCCAAUAUCUCUAAAGGAGCACAUGAAUUAUGAAGGUCAAAUAACAACUGCCUCUUAUGUAUCUUUGAUUGACAACGUUGUGAAGGAAAGCGCUGUAACGACUCAAAUAUUUGACAAGCUAGGCGCAGUUUUUCACGUUAGAACUUCGCAACCACAGUGCAUCAUGCACCUUGAUACUUGGAACAACAUCAGUGGCAGAACAAGAAAUCCCCUUUCCACAAGGUUGUCCCCGGGUGGAUCCUCCGGUGGUGAAAGUGCAAUGGUCGGUAUGCAUGGAUCAGUCAUUGGUGUUGGCUCCGAUAUUGGUGGUUCGAUCAGAUGUCCCUCGGCAUUUGCCAACCUUUUCGGUUUGUGCCCAACAACGAAGAGGCUUUCGUCUAUGCACUGCGUGUCGGGAGGCCGUGGCCAGGAAUCUAUCCCAUCAACAGAGGGACCCCUUGCAAGGUCCAUCGAGGAGUUGGAAUACUUCAUGGACUCCUAUAUCAACCAUGGUAAACCGUGGGAAUAUGACCCAACCAAUGUGCCGAUUCCAUGGAAACCCGCCUCUCUGCCAGCGGAUAGGAAGAUCAGGAUCGGCGUUCUCUCCACUGACAACCUCGUGACCCCAUACCCUGCAGUCACGCGUGGAAUCAACGAAACCGUCGCUGCACUACUCGAAUCUGCGAAAUUCGAGUUUGUCGACCUUACUCCGCAUUGGUUCACGGAAACCGAAAUGGAGGAAAUCUACAACUGCAACCUCAAACUCUACACCGUAGACGGCAACCAGCAACAGCUAGAACUGGUAGAACCCAGUGGCGAACCCGUGUUGCCACUGACCAAGCAUUUUCUCGAGUUCGGCGGCGGCAACGAGCUGUCCGUCUACGAGAACAAAAAGCUGAACAUCAAGAGAGAUUCCGUCAGACUCGCCGUCUUCGAGAAGUUCUUCUCACGCAAGCCUGGAAGCCUUAACGUAGAUUUCAUCUUAUCGCCGACCUACGUCGGACCAAGCGAAAUCCCCGGACAAAGUCUGUACUGGGGCUACACCUCCUUCUGGAAUCUCACCGAUUACCCUAACGUGGUGUUCCCAACAGGACACACACACGACAAGGCCAUCGACACUUUCGAAGCGCCUGACAAGCUAAGAGGCAACAAAUACGAAAAGAUGGUGUGGCUGAACGAUGACGCCAAGACUUUAAAAUACGACCCCGAACACUACGUUGGCGGCCCUGUCGCAUUGCAACUCACCGGCAGAAGGUUUCAUGACGAAGACGUUGUUGCUGCCGUCAAACUAAUCUCGGAUACCUUGAAACUCUCCAGAAGAUAA